GGCUAGAGAAAGUUGCACCAUUUUCGUGAGGGUGGGGGAGCGGCGGCGGCAGAGCACAAGCUCCUGUUCUGCACGAGAAAGGAAGGAAGGGUAGAGGACAUCUUCCGGCCCGACUGGGCUCGGAGAAGAUCGGAGGCAUCACGUGUCAUCCAGAUCACCAAUCAGAGGCCGAGUUCAGCCGGCUCCACCCAUCCUCUCCCUCUACCAGUUCCGGUUUUACACAGAUCUCGGUAGCAGCUAGGCUGGUGUGUCUCCGUGCAGGAGCUAAUAUUAUGGCCACCCAGUCAUCCAGCGAGAAGUGCCACCAGGAUGAGGUGCCUGGAGGGCCAAAGAAUGAGGGCACCGCCCUAGCCCCUGGCGACACCUGCGGGAGCGGUAUUCAAAAUCCUGUUGCCUUGGUCCUCACAGCUUCAGGUAAUGCACCUCUGUCAGGUGAGGCCGUGAGAUGCAGCCCGGCUGGUUCUCCAGGUUCUGUAGCCGUUUUGGCCGGUGAAGACCCACCACCUACCAUCGAGACCUGCAUGCCAGCAGAGCACGGUUCAGAUCUCCAGGUCAGCGGCAGCCCCCAAGUACGCCUUAGCCAUGUGGGCUUCCACAAAGGCGCCCGGUCGGGGGAGGGGCGAGCCCCAGAAGGUACGGUGGCCCAGAUCAAGAGCGGUAGGAGCAACCAUCCUAGGAAGCAGCCUGGGCACAAACGGGCUGAAGAAGCUGCCACAUCUCCAGAGCGCCCUCAGCUUCUUUGGGCCCCCACACCACAGUCAUCUGUGUCUCUGCCGCCAUCUUCUCCGAGGUUUCAGCUCUGCAUCGGCAACCAUUCUCACGCUUCUCCGCGGAGUCCGGCAACUCGUCCAGGGCCUGCCCUCCGCAGUCAAGCAGCCCAGGCAGACCCUGCUCGCCAAGGCGGUACUACCUCGACAGGUAAAGCUCAGCGCUCUACAUACGCUUCAGAUCCUGGAUUCUGCAGCAGCGCAUCCAGACCUGGUCCUGCUCAACGCAGCCAUGCCACCCUGCCAGGCCCUGCUCUUCACAGCAGUACAUCCCUGUCUGGACCUGAUGACCGCCGCCGUGCUACCCCGCCAGGCCCUGUUCUCAGUAGCAGUGGGUCCGAAUCUGGUCUUGCUCUCCCCAGCUGCUCCACUCCGCCAGGCCCUGUUCUUCACAGCGGUGCAUCCGGGUCUGGCUCUGAUGUUGGUGGCCACGCAACCAGGGCAAGCCUUGCUUUCCGAAGCCGCGCCACCCCACCAGGCCCUGGUCUCCGCAGCAGUGCGUCCGGAUCUGGCGCAAAAGUCCGCCGCCGCGCCACACCAUCAGGCCCUGUUCCCAGCAGCGCAUCCGGGCCUGGCCCUGCUCAACGCAGCCGCGCCACCCUACCAGGCCCUGGUCUCCGCAGCAGUGCGUCCGGAUCUGGCGCUAAAGUCCGCCGCCGCCGCGCCACCCCGCCAGGCCCUGCUGUACGAAACCGCACAGCAAGGUCAUGCUCUGUUUCCCUGAGCAGCUCCCCUCUGCAAAGGCCCGCCCUUUUCAGGCAGGGUGCUCUUCCUGUGUCGGGUGGGUGGAAUCAUUUAGCUCCUGCCGCCUUAAGAAAGCCUGUCCUUCAGAGGACCUCUCUUUCUCCUGAUCCUGAGGCCCAAUGCCCGCCCUCCCAGCCUGUUCAUCGUGCUGUUCGUAUGCGUGCCUCUUCACCUUCACCUCCUGGUAGGUAUUUUCCUUUGUUUAGGAUUUAUGAUGAGCGCUUCUCCUCCUCCUCCUCCUCCUCCUCCUCCUUCUCCUCCUCCUCUUCCUCCUUAACGUCUGUAAUCCUAAGCCCCUCCUCUUCCUCCAGUGAGUUUUCUGGCCAGAGUUCCUCUUCCUCUCCUAAUUUCUAUGGCCUGAGGUCUAUCCGUACUCCUAGCCCUGACAGUCUAAGGCGUGCCUUGCUGCCUGAGCUGGAUGCCCUGGGCGCUGCCAUUUCAGGAGAGCAGGAGGAAAUAAGGGGCCCUCCUUCCCCUGAACCACCUGUACUGUGAUGAUCAUUCUCCAGGACACACAGAAAGAAUGACUCUCAAUCAGCUAGAUGCAUGAAUGGUUACUUUGUGCUUACCUGUGAAGUUUCCAAGAGUUCUAGAUAUUAACUAUUUUUUGAAGCCUCCUCUCCCUAUGACUCUACUGCCCAGGACAUACCUGUUGUUGCCCCUUGAUUCCAGUCCCUUCCUCAAGUGAACCUGACUUUGUCCCUGGUUUGAAGAAAGUUCAGUUUUCUAAGUUGCUUUU
Molecule: messenger RNA, 2250 nt
Organism: Heterocephalus glaber (naked mole-rat)
Lineage: Eukaryota; Metazoa; Chordata; Mammalia; Rodentia; Bathyergidae
Source: RefSeq, a predicted model, not a curated record